Messenger RNA from Didymodactylos carnosus, 2025 nucleotides. The record is from the annotation of a GenBank genome assembly. Lineage: Eukaryota; Metazoa; Rotifera; Eurotatoria; Philodinida; Philodinidae.
AUGGCAUCGUUAUAUGUGGGUGAUUUACAUCCGGAUGUAUCCGAAGCCAUGUUGUUUGAUAAAUUUGCCUCGGCUGGACCAGUUUUAUCAAUUCGUGUAUGUCGUGAUAUGAUAACUCGACGUUCACUUGGUUAUGCUUACGUCAAUUUUCAACAACCAGCUGAUGCUGAACGAGCUUUGGAUACAAUGAAUUUCGAUAUGCUACGUGGAAAACCAAUGCGAAUUAUGUGGUCACAAAGAGAUCCAGCACUGCGAAAAUCUGGUAUUGGAAAUGUGUUUAUUAAAAAUUUGGACAAAAAUAUUGAUAAUAAAUCGUUAUACGAUACAUUUUCUGCAUUUGGAAAUAUUUUAUCGUGUAAAAUUAUGACUGAUGAUCAAGGGCAAAGUAGAGGUUUUGGAUUCGUUCAUUUUGAAACACAAGAGGCAGCUGAUAAUGCUAUAAACAAAGUUAACGGAAUGUUACUGGCCGAUAAAAAAGUAUUUGUCGGUCGCUUUUUGUCACGUAAUCAACGUUCUGACAUUGGUGGUCCUCGAAAAUUUACAAAUAUUUUUGUCAAAAAUUUUGGUGAUCAACUGGACGAUCAAAAAUUACAUGAUCUAUUUGCACCAUAUGGAAAAAUAACCAGUUGUAAAGUAGAACACGAUGAAAAUGGUCAAUCAAAAGGUUUUGGUUUUUGUAGUUUCGAAAGUACAGAAAUGGCUGAAGAGGCUGUGAAAGCAUUGAACAGUUAUACACUUGGUGAUAAACAAUUAUAUGUUGGACGAUUUCAGAAGAAACAUGAGCGUACGGCUGAAACCAAACGUCGAAAAGAAAUACAACGUCAAGAGCGCAUGAACAAAUAUCAAGGUGUGAAUUUAUAUAUAAAAAAUUUGGAUGAUACAAUCGAUGAUGAACAUUUGAAAAAAGAGUUUAGCAAAUUUGGUACAAUUACAAGUGCAAAAGUCAUGACUGAUGGAGGACGAUCAAAAGGAUUUGGCUUCGUUUGUUUCUCAGCUCCUGAUGAAGCAACAAAGGCGGUUACAGAAAUGAACGGUAGUAUUGUUGGUUCGAAACCGUUAUAUGUUGCACUAGCACAAAGAAAAGAAGAACGUCGUGUUCAUUUAACUAAUCAACAUAUGCAACGUAUGCAAACAUCACGUAUGCAAAAUCCUCAAAUGCCAAUGCAAUUUUCAAUGCCUUAUUUACCAACCAUGGCACCACCACAGCCACGAAGCUACUUUCAGCAGCAAGCAAUGCCCGCCUAUCGUGCUCAGCCGCGUUGGUCACAGACAACAAUGAGACCACAAACUACAUUUCCCACUCAAUCGUACCCAUUGCCACAUCAACGUGUUCGUGCACCAACAGUACAAAAUGUGAUACCUGGUUCUAUGCAACAGCCGGCAAGUCGUCUACAAACAAUGAUGCCAGGUAAUGCACAAAAUCGUACACAAUUACCAAUGCAACAACGUGCAACAUCAGCAGCAGGUAUAUCUCAGUCGGUUACGCGAACAGUAGCAGCAUCACAAAUGCCGUCGAUGCCACCAUCAUAUGCUAGAACACAAACAGCAAGAAACAUGCCGCAAGCGAAUUCUGGUCAGUCGAUUCUCGUUCCUGGUCAAGAGCCAUUAACACCAGCUGCAUUAGCCAAUGCAUCGCCACAAGAACAAAAACAAAUGUUAGGUGAACGUUUAUUUCCAUUAAUUCAACAAAUGCAUCCUGAAUUGGCAGGCAAAAUAACUGGAAUGUUAUUGGAAAUUGAUAAUACAGAAUUAUUGCAUAUGCUUGAAUCUCGUGACUCAUUAAAAGCAAAGGUGGAGGAAGCUAUUGCUGUAUUACAAGCUCAUCAAGCAAAACAGUUAUAUGCAGCAAAACAAGCAGAGGAUACGGAUAUCGCUAUUGAGCUAGGAUCCACUUCAUUUAUUGAGGUAGAAUUAUGCGGGACAAGCAAAAACAAGAUCAAGAAAUGGAACGUUACGUCGGCAUUUCCGUCGCUGUAUGUUGCCAAGACAUGGCCCGGUGCUGGUGGCACUGUACUGUCCGUAUAA